Drosophila bipectinata is the source of this 584-nucleotide messenger RNA. RefSeq lists its product as uncharacterized. Lineage: Eukaryota; Metazoa; Arthropoda; Insecta; Diptera; Drosophilidae. The record is from RefSeq and is a predicted model, not a curated record.
UCACGUGCAUUUGACAGCGACUGAAAGCAGAGUGUCUUGUGAAGAAAAAAAAAGAAAAAACCAUUAAAAAACUAAAAAUGUCUGAUAGUGAGAAUAACGAAUGGACUAAUAAGGAGGUGCCUGAGGUCCCGCCUACUAGGGAGUCUAGUGGAGAACUUUCCGACGACCUGGAUCUCCUAUGGGGCUCUCGAUUCUAUGAUGGGUUCAUGGAACUGGCAGAAAGAUUUGUUCGCGACGGCCUUUAUACCGAUUUCCGUAGUGCUGGGGAGACUAUGUAUAAUGAGCAGAACACGAAUAUGUUUCGCGAUUUGCCGACGGUCGGUGAGGAGGGUCAGGAAGAAGUGAAUACGGUUGUGGAUAUCUAUGCAGAAGACGAUCCUGUGGAUGCUCCGGUGGCGACUGACGAUGAUUUUUUUUUGAAACCAGCCACUCCAAAGAAGCGUCGUUUUUCGGUAGCGUCAAGUGCUGUGCCGGUCCGCAGGUCACGACGAUUGGCUUCCCUGGGACCAUUAGACUCGGAUGAAGUACCAUCUUGGAUCAACCAAAGAAAGACUUCUGCUCCGAAAUAAGAAUCAAAAAUGAAA